Molecule: messenger RNA, 156 nt
Organism: Dictyostelium discoideum AX4
Lineage: Eukaryota; Evosea; Eumycetozoa; Dictyosteliales; Dictyosteliaceae
Exons: 1
Coding region: 1-156 (51 amino acids)
Source: RefSeq, a predicted model, not a curated record
AUGAAAAAUAUACAAAAUUUAGAGAGUGGCAAUGAUAAAGAUAAACUAGCAAAUUUAAAAACAGCAGAACUAUGUAAAAAAUUAAAAGAUUUAACAAAAUUAACUCGUGCACUCAUCAAAAAACAUAGACUUUCUUCUCAUACAAAAUACAAAUAG